AUGAAGCAAUUCAUUCGAAUUUCGUGUCGUACACCUGUCAUCCGCAUACCACGCCGACUUCCUCCCCUCCGAUCAUUUUCGCAAACCGUCCACUUCCGCUCCCAAGACAUCUUCCACACCCCGACAAUGGGCAAAGAAAAGGAUGGCAAGGCCAAGGGCCAACAGCUCAAAGUUCCCAAGGGCACCAAGGAUUGGGGUCCUCAGGACAUGGCCAUUCGCGACCAAAUCUUCGAAACGAUCAAGACUGUCUUCAAGCGGUAUGACGGACAAACCAUCGACACUCCCGACUUUGAGCUCAAGGAAAUCCUCACCGGCAAAUAUGGCGAGGACAGCAAACUCAUCUACGACCUGGCCGACCAGGGCGGCGAGCUCUGUUCCCUGCGAUACGAUCUGACCGUCCCCUUCGCUCGCUUCUUGGCCAUGAACCCCGACAUUUCCCAGUUCAACCGCUAUCACAUUGCCAAGGUGCACCGGAGAGAUCAGCCGGCGAUGAACAAGGGUCGCAUGCGUGAAUUCUACCAGUGCGACUUCGACAUUGCCGGUCUCUACGAUGCCAUGAUGCCCGAUGCCGACAUCAUCAAGCUGACCUGCGAUACCUUUGAGGCUCUCGGAUGGGAGGGCAAAUACACCAUCAAGAUCAACCACCGCAAGAUUCUAGAUGGCAUCUUCCAGGUAUGUGGUGUGCCAGAGGACAAGCUACGGACCAUUUCAUCUGCCGUCGACAAGCUGGACAAGUCACCGUGGUCGGAAGUGAAGAGGGAGAUGACGGAAGAAAAGGGUCUGGAGGCAGAGGUGGCAGAUCGGAUAGGAGAAUAUGCUGUGCAAAAGGGAGGCGUGGAUUUGUUGGAGACGCUGCAGAAGGAUGAGAAGCUCAUGGCGAAUGAAUCUGCAAAGGACGGUCUGUCGGACAUGGCCCUGCUGUUCCAAUUCCUGCAAGCACCACGCUUCCGGGAUCGAAUCUCUUUCGACAUGUCUCUGGCUCGUGGGCUUGAUUACUACACUGGCGUCAUCUACGAGGUCGUCACCGAGGGCUCGGCGCCUCAACAACAACAGGGUGAGGAAGCGGGCAAGAAGGAAUCGAGACCGAAGAAGUCGGCGACCGACGGGGAUGAGGAUCGAUCAAAUGACCCAACAGUUGGUGUUGGCUCAGUGGCUGCAGGAGGACGAUAUGACAAUCUCGUGGGAAUGUUCAGCGGCAAACAGCAGAUUCCCUGCGUGGGCAUCUCCUUCGGCGUCRAGCGAAUCUUCAGCAUCACAAAGCAACGCUUGGCCGCCGACUCCAACGCAACGCCCAUCCGGACAAGCUCGACAGACGUCUACGUCAUGGCAUUCGGUGGUAAGGGGUUCGAGGGAUUGUUCGUCGAGCGGGCAAACGUCGCCGAUCGUCUGCGUGCGGCUGGCAUCAACACGGCCUACGCGCGAAAGAUGAAGCCCAAACUUCCCCAGCAAUUCAAAGAAGCGGAGACAAAGGGCAUUCCUUUCGCCGUGAUUCUCGGAGAUGAGGAACUUGCUGCUGGCAAGUGCAAGAUCAAGGAAAUGGGUCUGCCGAGCGAUCACCCCGAAAAGGAUGGGGUGCUUGUGGAGCUUGCGAAUGUAGAGGAAGAGGUCAAGCAGAGACUUGCGAGACAGGCUCGGGCGGGUUGGAGUUCCACGGUGGUUAUGAGGUAG
Molecule: messenger RNA, 1668 nt
Organism: Ramularia collo-cygni
Lineage: Eukaryota; Fungi; Ascomycota; Dothideomycetes; Mycosphaerellales; Mycosphaerellaceae
Product: probable Histidyl-tRNA synthetase
Exons: 2
Coding region: 1-1668 (555 amino acids)
Biological process (GO): mitochondrial translation
Cellular component (GO): mitochondrion; cytoplasm
Source: RefSeq, a predicted model, not a curated record